Messenger RNA from Lindgomyces ingoldianus, 999 nucleotides. RefSeq lists its product as uncharacterized. The transcript is spliced from 6 exons. Lineage: Eukaryota; Fungi; Ascomycota; Dothideomycetes; Pleosporales; Lindgomycetaceae. Bases 1 to 999 code for a protein of 332 amino acids. The record is from RefSeq and is a predicted model, not a curated record.
AUGCGCUUGGUCGCCGAUGUGGUCGGGAAUGGAGCUGGUCAAUGGCGUGGCAUGGCGUCGUGGAAAUACGUCCUAUGUAGUGCUAUUUUUGUUCGUAUCCGAGGGUCUAUGGUUAAACGAAGCAGGCUUUCCUCUCGGAUUUCCUCUUCUCUCUCCUCUCAUACUUCGUGGGGGUUGGCUCUGAAUGCUAUAUUAAUGAUGCCAUUCACUUUUUCAUUUCUACUGGUCAGACAAGUGAGUUGCUCGCAGAGCGGAAUAUGUUGUAAUGAGAUUGAUGUAGAAAUGAACUAUCGAUGUGCGAAUCGACUAAGACAUAUAUUCUGCACACUAUGUAUGAGAAGCCAAUUUAGGAUAUCAAAGAACGAUGCCACGCCGAAAUCUUCCAUUUUUGCUUUCCUACUUAGGUCCGCUCAGCUCAGCUCUGAUAAUUUUCAGCUAAGACGACUAUGGCGCUCACAGAUAGUCAGACAGCCAAUGAGCGCAUCAUAUUCCACAAAGAAUCCAGAUACAAGCUUUGCUCUCGCCUUGUUGUCAUCGUAUAACCUAGAAAUUGGCUAUGCGGAAGUGGUUAAGAGAUUAACGGCUGAGGUAUUUAAGAAGGGCUAUCCUUCCGGUCACUGGGCCAUCGGCUUUGCAACCAACAUUUUAGCGGACCCACCCUUUACUAUAACUCACAUCCACGACCCAAACCCUCGAACCCGCAAAGUCACCAUGCUAAAAUGCCUACCAUUUCUGAAAGGAUUCAAGAAAGCAAAAUUUCCCGCUGGAAUCAUCAUUGCAAUCGUAAUCGCGCUUCUCGUCAUCGGCGCAAUCGGUUUUGGGAUUUCAUUAUUGGUGUCCAGGCGGAGACUCAAGAAGAAAGCAGAGAAGGAGGAGAGGGAGAAGCAGAUAAAGGGGGUAGAGAUGGGUCAGGUUGAAGGAAGUGUGGGAGGCGUGCAGGGAAAGCAGAUGGAGGGCGUAAUUAAGGUGGUUGGAGUGGGGGAUGAAGUUGAGGAGUGA